Messenger RNA from Morchella sextelata, 600 nucleotides. RefSeq lists its product as uncharacterized. Gene Ontology annotation, molecular function: dihydrofolate reductase activity; NADP binding. Bases 1 to 600 code for a protein of 199 amino acids. Lineage: Eukaryota; Fungi; Ascomycota; Pezizomycetes; Pezizales; Morchellaceae. Gene Ontology annotation, biological process: dihydrofolate metabolic process; glycine biosynthetic process; folic acid metabolic process. The transcript has a single exon. Gene Ontology annotation, cellular component: mitochondrion. The record is from RefSeq and is a predicted model, not a curated record.
AUGCCUCCCACACCGCUCACCAUAGUCGUCGCUGCCACAAGCGCUACCCUCGGCAUCGGAAAGUCUGGGGGUCUCCCGUGGCGUCUCCGGAAAGAGCUGUCCUAUUUUGCUCGCGUCACCAAACGGCUCGUGCCUGAAGCCCCAAACAAGAAGAAUGCAGUCAUCAUGGGACGCAAAACCUGGGACUCAAUUCCAGCGAAAUUUAGGCCAUUACCGGACAGGAUCAAUGUUGUUGUGUCUCGGACCACAAACAAUUCUGUGGGAGAGGAUGCGGUGGUGUGGGCGAGAUCGUUAAAUGAUGCGUUGGUGGCAUUGAAGUCUGAGGGUAGCGGGGAGGUGGGGAGGAUCUUUGUCAUUGGGGGCGCACAGCUUUAUGAUGUAGCUAUGAGGUACCCCGGUACCACGAGUAUCCUCAUAACUAUCAUCGAUAAGGAAUUUGAUGUGGAUACCUUUUUCCCGGUGGACAUCAGGGAUCCGGCGAAUGGGUGGAAGAAGAGGACGCAUGGAGAGCUUUCAACGUUUGUUAAUGAGGAUGUUCCGGAGCAUAUGCAGGAGGAUGGGGUGCCAUAUGGGUUUGAACUCUAUGAGAAGGACCAAUAA